AUGGAGAUUCAGGAAUUUCCGUUUCCCGAUUUCUUGCUAAAGAUGCCGUUUAUGAACCCUAAAGGCAUGUCGACACUCGGCCACACCUUCAGAAACUUUGAUCAGACCAUUCUGACCAUUAAGGUCGGAAAGGGCGAGUAUCCAGAAUCUUUUAGCUGCCAUCGUGAGCUUCUAAGAAGAUGUUCGACAUACUUCGAUCGGGUACUAGAGCAGCAGAGCUCUUCACCAUACAAGGGUGGUGAAGCUGCGCUGGAGCUUGACGAUACGAAUCCAGAUGUCUUCGAUGCGUUCAUGAUGUGGCUGUAUACUGGAUAUAUUCCACACCAUCUCAUCGAAGGCGGAAAGGAGGUGCAUGCACCAUCACAUUCUAUCGAUUUGAACGGUAGCAUGAACGGCAGCACCAACGGCACAUCCGAAACCGACGCCAAGGACGGAGCCGACGAUGUUGACACAGCAUCGUGGGGCAUUUCACUCGACAACGACGACAACGACGCGACUCCUCCGGCAGAAGGAUCACAAAAUGGGGAUGCGCCGCCUACGUCGGAGAACGGCGCUGAAAAGGUUCCCGGCGACGCCGAUAGCGAAAAGAGCGCUCCAGCGCCCCCGAUCCGCUUAACUGCAGCCGAGAAGCCAGAGAUCCCCAAAGAGACUUUAUGUCCCUGCUGCUCCAGGCCAUACAAAUGGCGCGGCCUGGAAGGCUUUCUCGAACGCCGCUUCAUUUCCCUUUACAUCUUCGCACACAAAUACGAGAUUCCGAAACUCCGUCAUGCCGUCAUCCUCGCGUGGCAGAAGAACGACGAAAUACUACAGUCGAUGCCCGAUCACAGCAACGUCAUCGAGGCUUAUGAACGCCUUCCUACAGACUCACCGUUGUGCAAGUACUUCCUGGACAUGUACUGCGUCUACUGGGACCCAAAGAAAGACAACGAGCGGAUGGUCUCUCUACGGUCUCAGCUCCCGCAAGCUUUCCUGUUCGAGCUUGCCACGACUCUAGCCCAAGGCGAGAGGCCAAAAACAGAGAAGGACUGGUGCGAGUGGCACGAGCACGAGGAUGAGGCAGCUAAGAAGGCAUGCACAGAGGAAAUGAUGAAGGAUGCCGCCUGCGCGAAAGCACUCAAGCGAAUUCGCGAUGUCAAGGGCUGGAAGGGCUUGGUAAUGAAGAAGGGCAAGAGGUGA
Didymosphaeria variabile is the source of this 1176-nucleotide messenger RNA. RefSeq lists its product as uncharacterized. The record is from RefSeq and is a predicted model, not a curated record. The transcript has 2 exons. The coding region runs from base 1 to 1176 and encodes 391 amino acids. Gene Ontology annotation, molecular function: protein binding. NCBI's taxonomy places the organism in Eukaryota, Fungi, Ascomycota, Dothideomycetes, Pleosporales, Didymosphaeriaceae.